This is a messenger RNA of Oryzias melastigma (Indian medaka), 689 nucleotides long. It is a transcript of the gene arl6ip4, whose product is annotated as ADP-ribosylation factor-like 6 interacting protein 4. Lineage: Eukaryota; Metazoa; Chordata; Actinopteri; Beloniformes; Adrianichthyidae. Bases 182 to 421 code for a protein of 79 amino acids. The transcript has 3 exons. The record is from RefSeq and is a predicted model, not a curated record.
UUAGCAUUUAAGGAGUUUCUCUUCUUUUAGAUGGUUCAAGUAUUCUUUAAAUAAAAAAAAAACUGUUGAAUGAACUGCUAAUACCAUUUUUUGUUUGUGCACACACCAUCAACUCUUAACCUUUGAACUGGUUUCAGAGACCAGAUUUACAAAGCUUCUCUUUGAUUCCUGUUCUCUAGUAAUGACUGAUGAGCAGAAGGCCAGGCUUUCCACCAAGAGGCCUCUCACCAAGGAGGAGUAUGAGGCCCGGCAGAGUGUCAUCCGCAGAGUGGUGGACCCGGAAACAGGAAGGACCAGAUUGGUGAGAGGAGAAGGAGAGAUCAUUGAGGAGAUAGUCAGCAAGGAGAAACACAAGGAGAUCAACAAGCAAUCUACAAAGGGAGAUGGGAAUGCCUUUCAGAGAAAACUAGGAAUCAUGUGAUAGAAAGGAAUAGUACACUUUACUAAAAUUAAGUCAAUUUUAAAAACGGUUCAACAAGACAUCUGAAAGUUUCGGAAUAUUUACCAAACAUUUUUAUAAUUGUCUGUGAUUCAUCUCUGGUGGUAAAAAGGUAAACUCAGCUCCCAAUAACCACCAUCUUUUAUUUCUGCUAGAAAAUCUGAUGUGAUUUUGAUGUUUUAUGACAAUUCAGCUGCUUGAGCAACAGAUUAAGCUGAUGUCUCAAAUAAAAGUAACUUCUUUUACAAUG